GGGAGGUAGGUUUUUCCUAUGGAAAAUCGAGGCGGAGCUAAUGCGUGCGCAACUUUGGUGACGUCACGCCAAAAGGUUUUUCCGGAUAAUGGCGUCCGCGGGGGUUGGAUUAUCAGUGAAUUCGAAGACGCGGGUCGUGGACGCGGGGGCGCGCACCGCUCACUUUCUCAAACAAGUGUGAAAUUAAUUGAGCGGCGAGUAAAUUGUGAAUUAUAGCCGUCCUAAGGAAGGAGAGGAAAUUUAAUGUUUCGGCCUUUUUGUGUUAUAAUGUUAGGGUGUCCAAAUUUUUCUUUUUUUAUGUACGGAUUUCUAAUGUGAAUUAUUGAGGUCCGUUUCCGUUUGAUGGUGAACGCAAAAAAAUGUCAAUUUUGGAACAGGCCAGAGCACUACCGCAUCUUCAAAGUUUGCCGCCGCCAGGCGGUUUGAUGGCUCCGCACGCUCCCGACGGACCGCCCAAUUCCGAAGUACUUUUAGCUCUUUUGGCCAGGAACAAAACCUUAGAAGCUACAAUUCCAAAGUGCGGCGGCUGUCACGAACUAAUCCUAGACCGGUUCAUCCUCAAAGUGGCCGAGCGCACGUGGCACGCCAAGUGCCUGCAGUGCACCGACUGUCGCGUGCAACUCACCGACAAGUGCUUCGCCCGCAACGGCCAACUCUUUUGCAAAGAGGACUUUUUUAAGCGGUUCGGCACGAAGUGCGCCGGAUGCGAGCUCGGCAUACCGCCGACUCAGGUGGUGCGCAGGGCGCAGGACAACGUCUACCAUUUGCAAUGUUUCGCGUGCGUGAUGUGCGCAAGACAGCUUAACACCGGAGACGAGUUUUAUUUGAUGGAGGACCGGAAGUUGGUGUGUAAACCCGAUUACGAAACUGCCAAAUCGAAAGCUGCCGAAUGUUUGGACGGCGACCAACCUAAUAAACGACCACGCACAACUAUCACCGCCAAACAACUGGAAACCCUGAAGACGGCGUACAACAACAGUCCGAAACCUGCGCGGCACGUCAGAGAGCAGCUGAGCCAGGACACCGGCCUGGACAUGCGAGUGGUGCAGGUGUGGUUCCAGAACCGAAGAGCGAAAGAGAAACGACUCAAAAAGGACGCGGGUCGUACCAGGUGGAGCCAGUACUUUAGGUCGAUGAAAGGUGGAUCGUCACCAAGACACGACAAACUAUUAGACAAAGACGACAUGAAGGUCGAUUUGGAUAGUUUUAGUCAUCAUGAUCUCAGCGAUGACAGUUACGGUACAGUCGUAAAUAUGUCAAUGGACCAAGACGGGUCGUCACCUCAUAGUGGCAUUGGUCGACCAAUGUUCCUGCACGGAGCAGCUUCACCCUCUUACCUACCCGGGCACACUCCUCCUCACGGGCACGAGCACAUGGGCUAUCCGGAUCAGUUGGCGGUGUAUUCUAGUUUAGGUCAAGGUCCCCCACCGGGUAUGAUGCACGGUUUGCCGCCAGGGGGCCACGAUUCUGAUAUCAGUAAUGACAGUAGCGCCCGAGGUUAUCCCGAUUUUCCUCCCAGUCCCGACUCGUGGCUGGGGGAGCCGUCCAGCGCACAUUACUGACCCCCCAACAAACUAUUCUGUGUUAAAAUUGGAUUUUUUUUUGGGAUCAUUGACAUUACACGACAUUGGUUGAUGAGAAUAAGUGUAAGAGAGAUGAAGCUAAUGUCGUAUAAUGUCGUUUUAGGAGAUUUUUCCCUCAUAAUUUUAUUUGUUUCCUUUUUCUAGUCAAAAUCUGUGAUUUGGCAAUUAUUAUAAUUUGCUUUAUUUUUCUCAAGUAGUUAUUAUGCAAGGAUGAUACACACCUACAGGAUUGCUUAUCGGCUUCGUUUUUCGUAAUCGGCGCCAUAUUGGUGUGUCACCAUUGCCGACGUCAUUAACUAAGUCGUCAGCUGUUCAAACAACCUACGUCAAGGCGAGAAACGCCAUGCUGCUUACGUCACAACUGGUGAUUUGGCGGAAGGAAUAGGGGAUUUGUUACACACAGGCCUUACGGUAAUUUCAAGCUUAGAAAACUCAGAUCAAAAUACCGAACGCACAAUAGAUUCAAACCUCGUGGUGUUGCCAUUUUGAAUGGGUUUUUGCUAAUUAUGGCAUUUAAAACUGGAAAUUUUUACUGGAAAAUAAAGAAAACUCAAAGCCUCGAAUUUUAAAUCAGUUUUCCCGCUCGAAAACGGUCUAGAAAAGCGGAAAAUCUAAAGAAAAAGCCUACUUGAUAAAACUUCAGUUUUCAUUACUUACCCUCUUGGGAAACUGGAAGUUUUUGGCCGACAAUGAAGGAAAUUCGAAACUUCAUAUUUUAAACCAGUUUUCCCGGCUGAAAACAACCUAAAAAAAUCGGAAAAUUCCAGGAAAAACUGAAUAAAAUGUAAGCAAGUCAAUUUAAAAUGGCCAACUGUCAAAAGAAAAAGUGACAAAUGACAUUUCAUUACAAGGGCUACUCGAUUGAAAACGACGUUGCCACAUCUUAAAUACGAAAAAAAUAUAUUUUAAAUGGGAUUUUGCUAAUUAUAACAUUUGAAACUGGAAAUUUUUGCUAAAAAAUGAAGAAAACUCAAAGCCUCGUACUUUAAAUCAGUUUUCUCGCCCGAAAACGGCCUGGAAAAGCGGAAAAUCCAAAAAAAAAAAACAGCCAAAAUAACAUUCCAAAACCUACUUGAAAAAACUUAAUUUUUCGUUACUUACCCGCUUGGAAAACUGGAAGUUUUUGGCAGAAAAUGAAGGAAAUUCAAAACUUCGUAUUUUAAACUAGUUUUCCCGACUGAAAACGGCCUGAAAAGCGGAAAAUUCGAGAAAAACUGGAUAAAAUGUAAACAUUUCAAUUAAAAACAGCCGACUGUCAAAAGAAAAAGGCGACGUUGCCACAUCUCAAAUAGGAAAAAAAUUGAUUUUAAAUGGUUUUUUGUUUUAAAUUUAAUUAAAUAUUGAAUAAUCUAUUGAUAAUGAUUAUAAGAUGAUAAGUUCCCAAAAUAAUGCAAUGGAAACUUAUUUUUAACAAAAUUUCAUGAAAAUGACACUCCAAGGCUUGUUUGAUGGUGAGUAAGACAAAGAGGGAGAUAAAGUAGGACAUAAUUUAAGUCUAAAAAUGGAAGUUUUUGAUAAAAAAAAAAUGAAGCAAACUUAAAGCUUUGCCCUUAAAAUCUCCUGGAAAAGCGGAAAAUCCAAAGAAAAAUCAACAUUUCAAAGCCUACUUGAUAAAACUGUCAAAACUGACAAAAACUACAUUAUUACAAGGCCUACUGACCUCGCGUUCGGUAUUUUGCUCAAAGAGCAGAGCACGCUGAAGCGGAGCCGUAAUUACGUCACCAGUGUGUAUCAUCCUUGGCUAUUAUGUACAAAAGCUGUAAAUAAUUGUGUACAAAUGUGUCUCUGAACUGAAUGUCAAUAAUUAUUACCGCACACAUCUACAAUACGCAUAAUCACCAAAUGUCAGGUUAAAAUGAUUCGCACAAAGUGUGCGUUGUAAAUUUACUCACUAAUGCAAUUGAGUAGGUUUACAUUGCCUGGGUGAGGCAUUUGUAAUGUACAAAAACUGUAUCUAUAGUCGUUUUAAUUCAUCUAUACAAUGUAAACCAAAUUUUCGUGACGAAACUCAUGACGUCAUAUUGUAUUGAACCUAGUUUGCUGAAAGCAUGGACGCAACUUCUAGCCAAUGAUCAAACUCAUGACGUCACAACAUUCGUCGCAAAAAUUCGGUCAUAGUCGUUCUAGUCAAAAAAAAACAAAAUGCAGGUAUUUUAAAAAAAUUUGUAAAAAAACCAUAACAAUGAUGUCUUUUUAUUUGUUUAUUUAUUGUUUAUUGAAAAUAAAGUUUUAUUUAUUGACGUCAUAGUUCUGUAGUUGCCACGCCCCAAUACUGUUGCAUCCGAUCGAGAUCGGUCGAGUCGACGAGACCGCGCUCGUGCAUCACCGCGAAAUCGUACUCCAAAUUGUACGGCAUCAGUCGCUGCAAACUGCCAAAGUAGGCGGCGUUCGGGCCGCCAAUCAGAUGCUGUUUCCGGUCCGAUGUUAACCGGGACGGGCCGGGAUUAAACGAACGUGAGCUGCCGAACUGUUUGGACAGGAACGGAGCAC
Ceutorhynchus assimilis (cabbage seed weevil) is the source of this 4073-nucleotide messenger RNA. The record is from the annotation of a GenBank genome assembly. Lineage: Eukaryota; Metazoa; Arthropoda; Insecta; Coleoptera; Curculionidae.